AUGAAACUCUUAUCCUUGUUCCAACUCGUUAAGCCAAGAAUCACGAAUACCUUCCACUCUAGGUCUAUUUAUCAGUCAGCAAAAAGAUUGGCUCUCACCACAUUUAAACUAUCCGAUAUAGGAGAAGGUAUAAAUGAAGUCGAGUUGUUGAAGUGGGAGAAGAACGUCGGCGACCAGGUGGAGGAGAUGGAGUCGGUUUGUACCGUACAAAGUGACAAGGCAGCCGUUGAAAUAACUAGCAGAUAUACGGGCACAGUGAAGAAGUUGUAUGUCAACGAGGGAGACACUAUAAAGAUAGGAAGUCCACUCAUGGACAUAGAUACGGUCGAUGAGGUACCCGAAAAUAAUAUUAAUGAUCGUAGUAGUAAUUUCGGUAACGAAAAGAGAAAUUAUAGCACCCUUGUCAAGAAUAGAAACUUACCGAUUGAAACCCUCGAAAAUGAAAAAAGAACAUUCUCAUCGACCGCUAAGGGGGCUGAGGAGAAGAAGGACGACGAUGUGGUUGAAGUUAAGUUGGACAUGAUUGGAGCAGCAAUGGCAAAGUCAAUGACAGCAUCGCUGCAAGUGCCGCACGUCACAAUAGGGGAGCAGGCGGACAUGACAGGCCUUAAGGCGCUGUACAAAAGCCUGAGAGAAAACCCGCCGAAAUCAGCAGCAGAAGAGGGACUUGAGCCAGUAAAGGUGACGAUCACGCCGUUCAUCAUCAAGGCGCUCUCGCUGGCGCUGGAAAAGGUGCCGAUCAUGAACUCGAAGUUCAACGGCGACUCGUACCUGCUCUACAAGAACCACAACAUCAGCGUCGCAAUCAACAGCAAGUACGGCCUCGUGGUCCCCAACAUCAAGAACGUGAACAAGCUGACGGUGAGGCAGAUUCAGAGGGAGCUGAACCGCCUCCAGGAGAGCGCCAACAGCAGGAAGCUGGGCAUGGCCGACAUCAGGGGCGGCACCUGCUCCCUGAGCAACCUGGGACCCAUAGGCGGCACCUACGUCAUGCCGAGGCUGUUCGACGGCCAGGCGACGAUCGUGGCCAUGGGGAGGCCGCUCGACAAGGCGGUACCAGAGGACUUCAGGCUCGAGCUCAGGUCCUUUUGCAACCUCGCGGUCACCUCGGACCACCGACACCUGGACGGGGCUACUAUUGCCACCUUCGCAGUCCACCUCAGGCUACUGCUCCAGGACACGGAAGAGCUGAGAAAACACUUCUAA
Messenger RNA from Theileria orientalis strain Shintoku, 1206 nucleotides. RefSeq names its product branched-chain alpha-keto acid dihydrolipoyl acyltransferase precursor. Gene Ontology annotation, cellular component: mitochondrion; cytoplasm. Lineage: Eukaryota; Apicomplexa; Aconoidasida; Piroplasmida; Theileriidae. The transcript has 5 exons. The record is from RefSeq and is a predicted model, not a curated record. The coding region runs from base 1 to 1206 and encodes 401 amino acids. Gene Ontology annotation, molecular function: lipoic acid binding; acetyltransferase activity.